AACGGAUGUUUUAUUUACAUGUUUAAGAUUUUCAACUUUUCGUGUUUCAGCCUUUUGUAUGUUUAAAUUCUGUAGCUGAAACUUCUAUGUUUGUCAGGUGAUUUGUGGAUUCAUGUUUGAUUUUCAUCAUCAUUCAGUAAUAUUGCAAAAAAGCAUCUACUAUGUUGAAACAGUUCAAAUAGUAUAUAUCAGUUUGAAAUUAACCAAUGCGUCUUGCAAGACAAGAGUCAAAUUUUGUCGAUUGAUAAAAUGCUACCUAAAAUUUAAAAAUUUUUCGCCAAAUUCAAACAAUCUGGGAAAUUACGAAAUCUUCACAAGCAGUGUUAAAAUCGAAUGUUUACUGUAAUGAACCACAGAUUAAAAAAGAGCGGCACUUCAAUGAUUGUUGAAAUCGUAGUCGAGGUUUUCUUUUGCAUACUCAGUUUUAUCUGAUUCUCAUCAAAACAAUUACAAUUAGCAGGUAAAACUUGUUGGAAACUGUCAUAAUGGUCAUAAUCGUGUCGGUGCGUAUUGUUAUCUGUGAUACGUAAGCGCUUGCAGGAUUAGAUGUUUAUUGGAAUCUAACGUUUAUUAGGCGUGUUGCUAUAAUUAAUAGUUUAUAGAAUUAUUUUCGUUAUUUGAGAUUAGUAGAAGGCUUUUGCAUUUCGUUCCAUACAAUGGCAAAAACUAAAGCGAGUGAAUCCGAGAACGGUGAAAAAAUCGCGGAAGCAAUGCCAGCCCCUAGUUCAUUGUCGAGUAAUAUGACACAGGAUAAUGAUAACAUUUCUACCAGAGUUGGAACCAGAACGAAGAAAGCCAAAGUGGUAUUUGAUCCUUCGGAUCAUUAUAUCCCACGAAAGCGAGUUAGGAAACCUGAAUCAAGUCUCAACGAUCAUCCAGGACCUACUGUUUUAGGCAGCAGAAUUGAUGGCAAUCCCUCAAAGUCGCCAAUAAAAGCAGAUAAAAAUGGUGAGAGUAGUUUGGGAACAAAAUCGCGCCUGUCACUUAGUCCCUCGGUAGCGCCGAAGUCUAACAUCGUUAGUACGUACAAACCGAAAGUAUUUGGCCCAACUCCACCAACAGAAGGAAGCAGCCGUCCGCACGUUGCUUCCAGCGGAAUGGGUUCAACUCGAAAGCAGGAAUUUAAACGUGAACCUGUAUGCGAUAUGUGUCAUAAGGCUGAACAACAACGACGUGGCUUUAAAUUAAUUGAUUGUUCGAAUUGUGCUUUCAGAGCUCAUUCGAAAUGUCUCUGUGCUCAUCCGGUUUAUUCGAAGUUUCCAAUUAAGCUUAAUUUUCGCUGCUUUCAGUGCAUUGAAUGCGUUGUGUGUGAAAAAUCUUUACGUGGCGGUAAUCUAUUAUUUUGUUGCGACUGUCAGAACGCUUUUCAUCAAAAUUGUCAUGGUCUAUCAAGGCAUGAUAUCAGCACGAAUGGGAGGUGGAUUUGUAAGCGUUGUACUGACGAAAGAUACCAAUAUACUAGCAAACAUCCACUUUUACCGUGUCAAGAGAAACGUUCUACUACGGUGCAACAUAUUGAACCGGAAAUGCAGGAGGCUGUAGACGAUGAAGGUCAUCAGGAAUUUGCUGGGUUCACUGAUAAUGAAAUACGAAAAGAUUCAUUUUCCUUAUCAGAUGGGACGGUAAACGAAAACUGCAAUAAUCUCGAAACUAUUAAAGAUGAAUCCAGUGAUUUUCAACAAAAGUUGGUUAAUGAGCUGAAUGUGAACGACGAAAACACUCAAACUACGACAAAUAAACUUGAUCCUCGUCUCGAAAACUUUGAAAACGUUGAAAGUUGGAGUUGUGACGAUGUUUUCCAGUAUUUCCAAUAUUACUUUCCUGACUAUGCUUAUCUUUUCAAAGAACAGGAAAUUGAUGGUCCUUCAUUAGUGCUGAUGCGAAAAUCUGAUGUCAUCACAGGAUUUGGGUUGAAACUUGGACCAGCAAUAUCACUGUACCAACGCAUUGUUAUGAUUCAAAAUAAGGAUACAGAUUUUAGAUUAACGUGGCUUUAAGCCUUUCAUUUGUCGUACGUAAUACAGCUCAAUAGCAACAGGGGUUUCUAAUCUAAAAUAGUUUUUUCGCAACUUUAAAGUCUUAUAAUGUCUAAACGUCGAAUCAAAGGCCCUGGACUUAAAAUUCAGGUUGAAGAAGCAUCAAACUCCAACCCUGUGUAAGUGUUGUAUCUUUACUUGAAACAUUUUUUGCAACUGUUUAUUUUAUAGGACACCGCCAAGAAAUUUGGAUAAAAC
This is a messenger RNA of Wyeomyia smithii (pitcher-plant mosquito), 2234 nucleotides long. RefSeq names its product dual specificity mitogen-activated protein kinase kinase 6 (gene lic). The transcript is spliced from 7 exons. Gene Ontology annotation, biological process: protein phosphorylation; stress-activated MAPK cascade. Lineage: Eukaryota; Metazoa; Arthropoda; Insecta; Diptera; Culicidae. The record is from RefSeq and is a predicted model, not a curated record. Bases 657 to 1997 code for a protein of 446 amino acids. Gene Ontology annotation, molecular function: ATP binding; MAP kinase kinase activity.